This is a messenger RNA of Uranotaenia lowii, 2892 nucleotides long. Its product is annotated as protein-glucosylgalactosylhydroxylysine glucosidase-like. Lineage: Eukaryota; Metazoa; Arthropoda; Insecta; Diptera; Culicidae. The record is from RefSeq and is a predicted model, not a curated record. The transcript is spliced from 4 exons. Gene Ontology annotation, molecular function: catalytic activity. Bases 537 to 2852 code for a protein of 771 amino acids. Gene Ontology annotation, biological process: carbohydrate metabolic process.
UGAGUGAGUUGAAUAACCAAGAUUUUACCAUGAUAUUUCAAAGAAGUUAAUAAAAAUUAAAUUUCCUCUGAACUAUAAUUUUUAAAUCAAUAAACUGCUGCAUCUGUAAAUUAUUGCGUAUGUGUAUGUCUGAUGGUGAAGCUAGGUAUAUCUAGUCAGAGAUUGAACUAAAUGAACAGAUUCAAUCGAUAAAAAAACAGUAUUUGGAUCACACUUUAGUUCUGUUAAUUACUGCUGUGUAGGAAACACUACAAGCACAUGAAAAGUGAAGUGGAGACUCAACGAUGAAUGAUUUUCAACUGAUGUGGGUGUUCCCGUUUGCAUUCACACUGUUUGAAUUUCGUUAUCUUGGCAUUGCCAAAAAUAUCUGAACUAUCGUCAUCGAAUUCGUCAUAGAUGCCGAAUUGAAGAUAUCUUAUCAGCGCUGCACGGCCCCAAAAAUUCGCGUACAAAACAAUCAACACCUCUGUUUUCGACCCGUCAGUAUUCGUCGAACUCUCGCGGGUUGCAGUUCUUCAUAGUUUAAAGGGACCAAGAUGGGUCCGAACAAAAGACUUAUUCUAGUGCUAGCUCAAAGUCUGCUAAUCGGUGCAGUUUGGGGUCAGGACUACAAUUAUCUGUUCACAGCAAACAAGCUUCCCGAUCAGGCUGUGCGACCAACUUUAGCCAACGGCAAUCUGGGAUUUGUAAUCUAUGGCGAUGCGGUUCACAUGAAUGGAGUCUACAAUGGGGCCGGAGGAGUCAGCCAUCGAGCACGGAUUCCGAAUUAUGCAAACAUUCAGAUAAAUACGUGCUCUGGCGCUGAGCCAUCAAACUGUGCCUUCCAGCUGGACAUGAAAGCUAACAUGUUCCGCACGGUCUACAAUGAACCCACGGGAUACUUCCGCAUCGUUCAUGAUGUUUAUCCCCACCGGCACUACGAUAUGGUGAUUGUCAAUAAAAUUCGGAUUCAGCGGCUAGCCUCUCAAGGUCCAAUCGUCGUAGCUGUUUCAUCAUUUCCGGGCCCGCCCAGUGUAGACAUAACCUUCAAUGCGCCACAAGUUGUGGAUAUCAGGGGUCAGAUAUACACCCGAAUGUGUGGAAGAACUAACGUGGUUGAAAACACUCUCUAUCAAACGUACGGUCACGAUGUCUGUGUACAUUUUCAAAGUCUUCCUCAGACACUGUCGCUGUCUGAGGACACAACGGCUGAGGAAUUCUUCUUCUACACAGCAUUCACCAGAACUCCCGUGGAAGCUGAACGAGAGCUGGGAGAUAUUCACGGAUUCAAUCCGGAUUUAGUUCAACGAAUGCAUACAAUAGAGAUGGAUAGAAUUUGGGCCAAAUACGGCAUCACUGUUGAAGGCAACAACGAUCUAGAUAAGGUGCUCAAGGCUAGUUCAUUCUAUUUAUCUAGCUCCUUGAGAGCCGCGUAUACGAACCAACCUAGCAGUUAUCCAUUUUAUGGUCUAUCGCCUUCUGGUUUGGGCCGUGGUGGGGAGGAGUUAAAAGAAUACCAAGGUCACAGCUUCUGGGAUACGGAGAUGUGGAUGUAUCCUCCAAUUCUUCUGAUCGAUCCCGUUAAUGCUGCUAAACUACUCCAUUAUCGUUCAGUAGUGUUUCGAGCAGCUGAAAAUAACGCAAAGAAAAAUGGUUAUGAGGGAUGGCAGUUUCCUUGGGAGUCCGCCUUCACUGGAUCCGAGGUCACUCCGGAAUGCUGCCCUGAGGUCGUGGAAUAUCAGCACCAUAUCACGGCAGAUAUUGCCUUUGCAGCUAGGCAGUAUUAUUAUGCUACCCAUGACGUGACAUGGCUUCGUACUGAAGGUUGCCGCCUGGCUUAUGAAUCGGCUAGAUUUUGGGCUAGCCGAGCGAAAUAUAUGAACGAAACUGAUCUUUACGAAAUUCACAACGUAAUGGGCCCAGACGAAGAUCAUCACGACAUCAAUAACAAUGCGUACACUAACGUUAUCGCAGCUCAUAAUCUUCUGUUCGGAGAGUUUGCUGGAUGCGUAUGUGGAGGAAUAGUUGGAGCCCUGGCUCAAGAGAGUGCGCGCAUGGCACAAAUUGGCCGUGGCAUGACUUUGAGAUACAACGAAGAGCUCGAUUUUCAUCCUCAGUUCGAUGGAUACGUUAUCGGUACACCAAUCAAGCAAGGAGAUGUAGUUCUACUGGGAUAUCCGUUGGAAUAUCCUAUGAAUAUCUCGACGAAGGCCAACAACCUGAGGAUUUACAGUCAGGUGACAAGAUCUAACGGUCCAGCUAUGACCUGGGCGAUGCAUACAAUCGGCCACCUGGAUCUGGAACAGAUAGCUGAAGCCGCUGGUAUGUUCUCCAAGAGCUACUCUCAGUACAUGCGGGCUCCGUACAAUGUUUGGAGUGAAAACGGCGAUGGAACGGAUGGAGCAGGUAACUUCAUCACCGGUGCCGGUGGCUUCCUGCAAUCGGUAAUCAAUGGCUAUGCCGGUGUUCGUUUGCGCGAUGGGGAGCUGUCAAUCACAAAUCCACGUGUUCUACCACAAACCACCCGACUAUUCAUCCCAGAGAUCAACUACAUGGAUGUCAAGUUUUCCUUGGAUAUUACUCCUCAAACCACCAAUAUAACCUUCCUUCAGUUUUCGACGUUAAGAAAUGUUAAAGUCGUCAUCGACGGAGUUGACAGAUCCCAAGAAACCAAUGAGAUUUAUUCCGCUACCUUCCAAGACAAAGUUACCAUCUCUCCUGCAACACAGCCGGCACUUAACGGCUGCAAGCUGAGGAAAACCGAAAUCGGCAUCAAGGUUGCCGAUCAAGCUGAAGAUUCAAGCAUGGUUCAUCCAGUGAGUCAUUUACUGUUGAUUUUACUAGCUUUGGUUUCUGUUUUCAAAGUGUUGUAAUUACAGUUAUUUAUAAUAUAAAAUGUAGAAUAUUACCCUU